AAGAGACGCUGGAGUUAACACGUCGCCAAUAGAUCAAGUGUGAGUGUAAAGUAUGCGACUGUUGAAAUAUUUGUAGAGUUCCAUCGAUGGCGGAGGACAAGGAGGAGCGACACGGUCAAGUGGACGCUGUUUUUGGGAUACAUGCAGCAGAUGUCAGCCAAGGACAUCUUGGGCAGAAGGAUUGGAGCUCCACGGUGGAGACACGGCCCCCCCAUAUUAAAGAAGAAGAAGAGGACCCACAGCCCCCCCAUAUUAAAGAAGAAGAGGAGGAUCCACAGCCCCCCCACAUUAAAGAAGAAGAGGAGGAUCCACAGCCCCCCUACAUUAAAGAGGAAGAGGAGGAAGACAGCGUCAGUCAGGGAGAGGGCCCAGUGAAGAGUGAAGAUGAUGAAGACGAAGGUGAAAGUGAGGACAAGAGAGAAGAAGUGCGGUCUCGAGAAGGCUCACUAGCGGACGGCCUCUUAGCUCCGCUAUCAGAUAGCGAUGACGUGACGUCACCCUCCCCUGACACCGAUGACGAGGACGUGAAAGCCGAUGGCGCCAACACUCGCUGGAAGUGCUCUCAAUGCGGCAAACGACUGAGCAGCAAGUCCAAUCUGAUCGUACACAUGAAGACCCACACCGGAGAGAAACCAUUCAUGUGCUCAGUUUGCGGUAAAAGAUUCUCCCGGAAAGGAAGUUUGACAGUACACACAAGAAUCCACACCGGAGAGAAACCUUUUCCCUGUUCAAUGUGCGCUAUACGUUUUGCAAGAACAGACGAGUUGAAAGUUCACAUGAGAAUCCACACUGGAGAAAAACCUUUUACCUGCUCUGUGUGUGGAAUAAGUUUGGCACGAAACAAUGAGUUGAAAAUCCACAUGAGAAGACACACCGGAGAGAAACCGUUCAGCUGUUCAGUGUGUGGUAAAAGAUUUUCACAAAAUGUACAUUUGAAACAACAUACAAGAAUCCACACUGGAGAGAAACCUUUUACCUGUUCAGUGUGUGGGAUGGGUGUCGCACGGAAAGAUGAGUUGAAAAUACAUAUGAGAAGACACACUGGGGAGAAACCUUUCAGCUGUUCCGUGUGUGCUAAAAGAUUUUCCCAAAAUGCACAUUUGAAAACACAUAGCAGGAUCCACACUGGAGAGAAACCUUUUACCUGCUCGGUGUGCGCCUUAAGUUUUUUACGGAAUGAAUAUUUGAAAAAACACUUGAGGACACACACUGAAGAGAAACCUUUGACCUGCUCUGGCGGUACGUUCACAUACAGUGAAAUAAUGGGACUGCCCCAAUAAGAGGUGCCUGCAGCCCCCUUAGCUUGUCUGGAGUGGGCUCCAGCAUGGAUGGUUUAAUGCAUGGUUGAAGCUGGUGGAUGCUUUAUGAACUAUAGAGAAACCUCUGGUGUUUUCAGUUGGGUUAAGUUUUUUUGUUCAACGAUAUGAAC
Messenger RNA from Doryrhamphus excisus (bluestripe pipefish), 1429 nucleotides. RefSeq lists its product as uncharacterized. The record is from RefSeq and is a predicted model, not a curated record. NCBI's taxonomy places the organism in Eukaryota, Metazoa, Chordata, Actinopteri, Syngnathiformes, Syngnathidae.